Messenger RNA from Xenopus tropicalis (tropical clawed frog), 4811 nucleotides. It is a transcript of the gene barx2, whose product is annotated as BARX homeobox 2. Gene Ontology annotation, cellular component: nucleus. The record is from RefSeq and is a predicted model, not a curated record. Bases 402 to 1268 code for a protein of 288 amino acids. The transcript is spliced from 4 exons. Gene Ontology annotation, biological process: regulation of DNA-templated transcription; regulation of transcription by RNA polymerase II. NCBI's taxonomy places the organism in Eukaryota, Metazoa, Chordata, Amphibia, Anura, Pipidae. Gene Ontology annotation, molecular function: DNA-binding transcription factor activity, RNA polymerase II-specific; DNA binding.
AAGGGCAGCAGCUUUACAGCCGGGGAGAGAAGUGGGUUGAGAAGAGAAAGCAUGGGUUAAAGAUUUUGAAGAAGAGUGAAAGAAGUACUAAAAGCGGAGAGGAGACUGGAGAGGAGUGAACGACAAACCUGAAGCAACAAACCUGAGGGAGGAGAGAAGUGGGAGAGCUAAGAGAGAGCACAUUAGAGCCACUGAGUCCCUCCCAGCAGGCAGAGCGGGCGGACAAUAAGGAGGAGGGGGACUGUAAGAGCAGCACAAUCUGACUGACAGCCGCAGUCUCCUAAUAAGGGAUGGCAAUGGUGCAUAUGUUUGGCGUGUAUAUAGGAGGACAGUGAGUAGCAGGUGGCUGUGCAUGUGUGUGUAUAUGCAAGCCUGCUAGCUGCCGGACUCACUGGGGCACCAUGCACUGCCAGGCAGAGCUCAGACUCCCCUCUCCGGGCCAGAUCAAGUCAGCCAGGCGGCGCUACAAGUCCUUUAUGAUCGAUGAAAUUCUGUCAAAGGAGACGUGCGAUUACUUCGAGAAACUUUCCCUGUACUCGGUGUGUCCUUCGCUUUUGGUCAGACCGAGACCUCUGCACUCCUGCACCGGGUCGUCUUCACUCAGACCGUACCCUCUUCUAUCAGUGAUUACACGUCAGCCCAAUGUUGUAACACACAUGGUCCCCACAUCCCCAUCCUCCCAUCAUCCAGUGCUGUCCCCUACUCAUCUUUCACCAGGAUGCACUCGGUCAGAGACUCCAGCCAGUGAGGUCCACCAAAGUAGUGAGUCAGAACAUGAGCAAACCACCCCAAGAAUGAAAAAGCCACGGCGUAGCAGAACCAUUUUCACUGAGCUCCAGCUUAUGGGACUAGAGAAAAAAUUCCAGAAGCAAAAAUAUUUAUCUACACCAGACCGAUUGGACUUGGCUCAGUCACUAGGCCUCACACAGCUUCAGGUCAAGACAUGGUAUCAAAAUCGUCGGAUGAAAUGGAAAAAAAUUGUUCUUAAGGGUGGACAGGAGGCACCUACAAAGCCAAAAGGAAGACCCAAGAAAAAUUCCAUCCCAACUUCUGAAGAAAUAGAGGCAGAAGAAAAGCUGAACAAGCUGGCACAGGAAACAGAGACUGAAGUAAAUGAAGAAGAGGAAGGACAAGGAAAAGUCACAGAGAAAGAUGAAAUUGUUCACAAUCUUGAAGCAAAUGUGGAAGUUGAAUUAAAGAAUUCACAGGCCUCUUGCCCAGGAUUGCAGUUACAGUUAGAUGUCUCACUAAGUGAUAGUGUUUCAUAAGGCUUAAACAGGAGCCUAAACUUGGACUGUUAAAAUUCUACAAAGAGAGCAUGUGUGCCUCAUUUUUGAAGAAGUGAUGGACCUAAACAUUGCAGGAUUUAUACCACUUCCUUCACUUUGCAGGGAAUAGGUUAAAGCUGCCAUAUAAUGCAAGCGAUGGAGGUAGAUGGAAUGUACAUACAAAUGUUGCUGUGUCUUUAGAACAUUUGAAUUGUGUAUAUGGUUUGUUUUAUUCUUGUGCUGGGAACUGAUAGAUGAAAGAUUCAAGAGGAGAGAGAGGACUGUGUUCACCCAAUGUAAGAAAAAUCUGUCAAAUGAAGUGCCUUAGAUUUUAAAUGCUAUGAAUGCAGCUUGAAAAACAGAUUUUACUUUUUUUUAAGAGAAAACUUUUCAAGAAUAAAAGCACCAAAUGUGUCUAAAUCAUGUCACCCUCAGUUGGUCUGAAACUGAGAAGGGCAAUAUUUUGUACAAGAACUGCAACAUUUGCAGAAGAAAAUAUUUGUAAUAUUCUUUAAUAAUUUGUAAUAGGAUAAAUUCAUUUUGAAUUUGUGCUUAAAACUGGCUUUAAACAAAAUUUGAGACAUAUUAUUGCACAUUCAUGGAGAGGGAAUGUAGUAGUAAGAACACAAAAAAUAAUGAAAGUGUUAUAUAAUAUUUUUCAUAAUCAUUAGCAUUUUGGGACAGCAGUGACUUAGGCAUUUCAUAUUUUACAUCUGGCUUGAUGGAAAAAAGGAUUUGGCGACAUAAUCAAGAUGUAGAGCUGCCUAAUAACAGCUGGAAACUUGCCCCAGGUAUAGCAAUCAUACACAACCAAUGAAAUAUUUACUUUGUGCAGAUUAGUAAAUGGCAUACAAUGAAGGCAUAGAAUGGCAUUCUAUGGGUUAUUAAACCAAGAAGAAACUUUGCAAUUAAUAUUAUCUUUACCUUUCAGUUUUAUAGAAGAAGCACAAUAUAAGGCAGUGUCCACUAGACAUUUUGCUUCCUAUUUUUUUCUUUGCAGUCCAAGAAGGUUACAGAUAUAAAAAAACAUUGAAGUCAUAUUGAUAUUCUAUACUACACCCAAGACCUGUCUGUAUGCAAGAAAGCAAAUCAGUGUUCACUACAAAUAGAAUCCUAACUGACCUUUAGGCUGAGCUUCCAGGACAAAUAAAUAUCCUCCUUAAGUAUCAUUGUAAUUGAAGGGUGCCACCUUCCACCAGCCACUGCUUAGGAAUGUCCUGGGGGGAGGGGUGAUCGGUGGCACCAUAUUCUUGCAACUACUGUUCUACUGUUUUAUAGGAAAACAUAACAUUAACUAUGCCAAUUGUUUUUUGUUGUUUUUGAAAUUAUUUAUCUAAACUUGUAAGAAGUGUGUAUCCAGAGUGGGGAAGAAGCCAAUAACCUUUGUUCUCUGUUAUUAGUCUGAGUAAAAAUGUCAUAUGCCUCCCUCUUUUGAUAAAAAGUAAGCACUGUAUCUUUAUGCUCAGGUCUUUCAUACUGGGGCAACAUAGAAUUUUUUGUUAGAAAAUUGGAUUCAUAAAAUAUUUAAGAUAAUAAUUACUUCAAGCAUGUGUUUAGGCAAAAAGAUUUUGGAAAUCCUAAGUGUAAAUUUUCUAUUCUAACUGCCCAUAGACUACCCAGAGUUUCUAAAUUCUCUUACAUGCUAAACGAUACACAUCAUGUUUACUUGUGAGGUACACAUUUAAUGAAGUAUCACUUUUAAAUAAUUUUUGUUAUUGCAUAUUUGUGGUAUUUAGAAGUACCUACUAGACCACAAAAUGUUGGCAGCUUUAGACUUAUAUGAGUAAGUCCCAACCCCUUCCUCUUCUUUUAAAAUCCACUCCAAACAAAGAUUGGGUAAGGGGCUUUCUAUAAUACUGGAAAUAGAGUGUGAAGGGAAAUAUUUAAUAUGAAAUAUUAAAUGUAUAGCUGAUAUUUUUGACACUACUUUUCACAUUUCCAGUAAAUUGGAUUUAAAUAUGUUUUCUGGUAAUAUACUGUAGGUAUAGUUGUAUAAGAAAUGUCAUAAGCACAGCCUUGGUUUUACUACUUGGUAAUAUGACUGAAUAUAUUUAGGCAGUUUCUAAUUCAAAUGGUUACCGCAUACACACCCCAACCCCUGCAAAAGACUUAUUGUAUAACAUGAUUAAUGUUAUGUUUUUUUAUUUGUAUUUGGUUCUGGAGCAAUGUAUGUGGGAGUUCUAACAAAAAUAGUUAUACACUAUUUAUUGCACAAAUCUAUACUUUUUUUUUUUGGUGAAGGGGUGAAACCUUUAUACUGAAGAAUACACUGGAGUGCUGAAUUUAGAAGAUGACCCAUCUCAGAGCUUCUUUGCAGCUAGUUGGCUGCCAUUAUCGCACACAGGGCCGCCAUUGCGGGGGAGAGAGGGUGCUGUUGUGCUGGGCCCGGUGAAAUCUCCUUCAGAAGGGGACCCGGCAGCAUCACGACAGUUGUGCUGCUGGGUGUUAAGUGUUAAAUUUAUGGCAAAAUGUACGCAAGUUAUGUGACUUCCACCAAACUGCCAAGAAAGGUACAUAACUGGUGUAUCAAGAAAAAGACAAUGCAGAGAAGCUUGAUAGGGGCAAACUUCACUGACCACCAAAUUAUAAACUUAAGGUAAAUUCAACUGCCCCCCAAUUAACUGACUGACUUAUUAGAACAUUCAUUAUUCAUUUUAACUAUUUAUAUGAACUAUGCUUAUUAUAGAGAAAUGUAAGCUGUUUAUAGUGGGAGUGCCUCCUACAUGAGGAAUGACAGGUUAUUUAUCCAGCAGAGGAAUGACAGGUUGUUGGGCCCCACAGCCACAUUAUUGGGACCCUAUGCUUACACAAUUUACGUUUAUAACUUAUGCAAAAACUUUACAUUAUUUUCAAAGAAACUUACAUAAAAACUAAAAUAAUACCCAUUUAAAAGAAUGAUUUAUUAGCACAUUUUUAUGAACUACUACUGACUAGUUACUGGACCCCACAGCAAGAUCAUUGAGCCCCCAAACUCAUGUAGUUUAUUUAACUUAUGCAAAAGCUUACAUAACUUCAAUAUCCAGCAAUGACAGCACAUAACAGGGGCAGGAAGGAGUGUAAGUUUUAAAGUUAGGGCAAACUCCACUGGACCCUUAAAAAACUUACAGUUAAUUGGCAGAUUAAUUAUUGGAACUCUUUAUAUCAACUGCUUAUUAAAGAGUACCAUCAAAUGUUUAUAUUGCACAUACAAGGGACUUUGGUCAAAAUUUUAGUACUGCUCGCUUGUGUUCAUGGGGUCCCCAUAAAAAUAACUUGCACGUGGCCCCAAAGUAUCUGAUGGCUGCCCUGAUUCCACACAAUGCAAAAAGCACAGAAAUAACAAAAAUAUUGCUCCUAUGAGCACCACUGUGGUAAAGACACGCUCUGUUUAAACACUCAGGGAAACCCACUAACCUGCAAAUAUGGAUGCUGGUUUAUGUUUUUUUUUAAAGCAGGAAAACAACACACACCUAAAUCAACUGGACUGUGUAAACCUUUUCUUACUGCAAAUAUAUAAUGCUGUUUGGGAAUGAGUUAUAAUAAAGUAUUUUAUUUUUGAAUUAA